This is a messenger RNA of Frieseomelitta varia, 1004 nucleotides long. Its product is annotated as gamma-glutamylcyclotransferase-like. Lineage: Eukaryota; Metazoa; Arthropoda; Insecta; Hymenoptera; Apidae. The transcript is spliced from 4 exons. The record is from RefSeq and is a predicted model, not a curated record. Gene Ontology annotation, molecular function: gamma-glutamylcyclotransferase activity. Bases 161 to 691 code for a protein of 176 amino acids.
AAUAUACAGUUGAACAAUGAUAUAAUGUACAAUUAAGUAUAAUACAUUUGUAAAUAUCGUAAAUCAAUAUGUAAUACUGAUAACGAAUGAUACCUUAACCUAUUCAUUCCUUUGUUUUCAUUAAUAAGUUAUCCUGAACAAAUUUUAUAAAUUGAUUAAAAUGUCUAAUAAAUUUUUAUAUUUUGCAUAUGGAAGUAAUAUGUUAACGCAAAGAAUACAUAUUAAUAAUUCAACUGCAGUACGAAAAGAUAUCGGAUUUUUGAAGAAUUUCAGAUUAGACUUUAUAACACAUUCAAAAAGAUGGGGUGGAUGUUCAGCAACAAUUGUUCCUACAGAAGAUUAUGUUGUGUGGGGAGCAAUUUGGGAAUUAAAUGAAUGUAACAUUUGUACAUUGGACAAUCAAGAAGGUGUGGCAGAUAAAUUAUAUUUCCCUUUAAUGGUUGACAUAGAAACACUUACUGGUAAAAUAUUAAAAUGCAGAGUGUACCAGCAAUGUAACAAUCCAAAUGAACAUAUAAAAUUACAUCUACUACCAAAGCAUAGAAGACCUUCACCAUUAUAUCUAGAAACAAUAUUAAAUGGUGCAUAUGAAAGUCAGUUACCAUAUGAUUACAUUAAAGUUUUAGAAAAAAUACCGCAUAAUGAAUAUACAGGAGAAUAUGAUAUUGGCCUUCCCUUGAAAGAAGUUUAAAUUCAUCGAUCUUAUGCUUCUUCAAACGUUUUUGGACAGUUGGUUCAUUUUCUAUUAAGUUAAGAGCUGUCUCAAGUGAUAAUUUAUCUGUUUCAUACUUGGGUAUUUUAAUCUUUGUGCAGAGUGCACCAUUUAUCUAAUAAUAUAGUAUUAAUAAUGUAUUGCUAUGAAAUUAUUUAUAGUAUUAAACUAUUUUGAUUUCUAAGAAUUACAUAAUUGUCACGUGUAAUAAAUAAUAUAAAAUUAUAUAAUGUAUUAUAAUGUAAUGUAAAAUUUAUAUAAAUGAAACAAUAAAUAUUUUAAACACUUUGUA